AUAGCAACGCUUUCAGCUGUCCCUUUCCCAAGGCCUUCUUAGUUCAGCAACCCUCCACCCUCCAUCUGCAGGAGGCCUUCGCUGUUUGGGUGGGGUGUGGAUGUGCACUUCUGGCUCAGCGAGGGACAGUGCUCUGGCUUCGUGUUGGGGGAACAGCUUAUCUGGGAGCCAGAUCACCGGGGAGGGACGGCGACAAAGAAUGUUCAUUUAAGGAAAAAUAAUAUCAAAACAUUUCAAGACUUUUAAAAGCACACCCUAAAUUCUGGGCAAAGAGGGCUGGAGGGUGGGAAAGUCACCUUAGUGCAAACUCCAUAUAACAAAGAAGAGACUAUCUAUUGAGGACCCACCACGGAGUCAAUCGGGACCGAAGAUGCUGGACAGGGUUGAGCCAGGUUUUCAGGACCUGUGCAGAAAAGUGCUGCCCACACUGCCGACGCUGAGCCAAGAAGAAGUCUCUACUAUCUGGGCGAAUGUUUCAGACUUUGUGGAACGGCAGCUAACUAUGCACAAGGGUGUUCAGAUUUCAGGACUUGGAACUUUCACUUUCUCAAGGCAGCAGCUUGAGGUGGGAAACAAGAAGUUUGUUCUAGUGCAGAGGCCGGUGUUUAUCAUGGCAGAGAAGUUAGUGCAGACCCAUGGACUCAAACAAAACAAAGUAUUUUCUCCUGGUGAUAUUCCAGUUGUUCCACUUAAUUUUGUCAUGAUAUCCCUGGAGGGUCCGUUUAACAGGGAUACAGUAGAAGGGUGUGUUAAGGAGACACUACUUUUUUUAUCGAGAUCCAUUUCUGCCAAACAAAACGUGGAGUUCACAUUCAAAGGAAUUGGGGUCCUUUCGAUCAGAGACAGCAAAGUGAAGAUGAGGUUUUAUAAGGACUUCCUCUGUUCGAUGGAUGGAAGCGGCACCUUGACUAAAGCCCUUGCAAAUAGGCCUGGCACCAUGGACUCGGUGCUGUCCAGCAGAGAGUCCUGUGGAAAACGUCCCAACAGUGCGAUGGCCUUUCCAAGGAUUGAGCACAAAGAGACGGAGAACAAAAUACCCGCAGAGGUUUUUGGAGAGGAAGGUGGAGAGAACAGACCAAGGAAGAUCAAGUUGAAAGACCAGCCAGACAAAGAAGAAGGAGCCAGGGAGAUCUCAUCACCCAAGAAACACCGUGAGAGACAAUCUAUCUCUCCUGCUAAAGUGACAAGCGUCAGCUUGCUGGACAAGUUUGAGCGAAGUGGGAACGGUGGGAAGACCACGGCCUGCGAAAACUUGUCAUCUCCAGGUUGUCAGAGAAAUGACAACGAGAGGCCCAGAACAUCUCCUGCCCCAGCUUGCCAGGAUCAUAAUAAGGCAGGACAGGAAAUGUGCUAUGUGUGUUUGCAACGAGCACAACGGAAUUUCCCAUUGUACUAUGGAGAUGAGAGGAGGAGGAGAGAGAUUGAAGAUGAGCGACUCAUGCAACAGUACCAAAUCCUGAAAGAUCAGGAGGCUUUCUUCAAGAACCAGGUGAAGAGCAUGGCCGCUAGGGAGCAGAACCAGAAGAACGCUGCUUAUAACCUCGGAGUGGCUGAAGCUAUCAGGAGUCACAAGAACGAGAAGCCCGAAUUUUAUAAAUCCUUCCUCUUUGAUAAACGACCUCUUAGUCCUGAGAUUAACACUUUUAAGCAGGAGGAAUAUUCCCAAAGUCUCCUGAAACAAAUGGAAAGCAAACGGGAGAAGGAGAUAAAGCAAAGACAAAACCGAGAGUUGAUGGACCGCUUGGAGCAAGUGCAGCUCACAGAGGAACUUGCUGCUCAAAGAGCUCAAUAUCUAAAAGAGAAGAUGGAAGAAACACAACACUACAAGAGAGCUUUGGAUGCACAGGUAAAGAACAAACCCCCCCAGCUGCCCAUGUUUGAGCCCGACUCUGCUGAGCCCAUCUUUGGUAAGAACGAUGGAGAAAGGGAGAUCGAAAAGCGAAAGCGAGAGCAGAGCUGCAUGAAGCAUCAGAUGGAGGCAGCCGCCAGCCACAAGAGGAACACCAUCCUGAACCAGCUAGUGGACCAGAGGCGAGAUCUGCAGAUGCUCCAGAGGACACAGAGAGAGCACAUGGCAGACAGAGCUGCUGAGCUGGAUCGAGUGAACAGACUCAACCAGUGCUUACAAGAGGACUGGGACAGGAGCCUGGCCAUGAAGAAGCAGCGGGACGUGGAGGAAAAGGCCUUUGAGCGGGCUUCGGACAAGCUGUUUCUCUUGGAUCAGUGUGAGAAGUAUCGGCGCUGCAGGCAGUGUCAGAGGCGCACCUCCAACACGGGCGAGAGCAACUUGUGGCCCCUGAAUAAGUUCCUGCAGGGCUCACGAUUGCUCGUGUAGAACUCAACGUUUGAACCUAUAUUUCCCGAGGAACAUUUAUUUGGAGUAGUUGAAUAUUUAGCGUGUGUAUAUUUGUACCUCAGAGGAAAAAAAAAAAGAUUGAGUACUUUCUAAUCCUUUCUUGAAUUCAUGUCGACUAAUUAUUUCCUGCGUGUCCUGCCUUCCUCUCACCCCUGCGAAUUCCCUGAACUUUGAAGGUGUUGGAAUAAAUCUUAACCUUGACCCCAUUGCUAUAGGGUCUGUGAAUGGAACCCAACUUCUUGCUGGAUGCUGAGGGGGUGCCAACCCAGCUUUCUUUUAGAAAAAAUUUCACAUCUAUAAUGAAUACAUUAAAUAUAUAUAU
Mus pahari (shrew mouse) is the source of this 2678-nucleotide messenger RNA. It is a transcript of the gene Ccdc81, whose product is annotated as coiled-coil domain containing 81. The transcript is spliced from 15 exons. The record is from RefSeq and is a predicted model, not a curated record. Bases 371 to 2335 code for a protein of 654 amino acids. NCBI's taxonomy places the organism in Eukaryota, Metazoa, Chordata, Mammalia, Rodentia, Muridae. Gene Ontology annotation, cellular component: centrosome.